Molecule: messenger RNA, 888 nt
Organism: Diabrotica balteata
Lineage: Eukaryota; Metazoa; Arthropoda; Insecta; Coleoptera; Chrysomelidae
Source: the annotation of a GenBank genome assembly
AUGGAGUGUGUGAUACAAUAUCUACAAUUUGUUAAAGAUUCUUUGGCAAAUUUGGAAAAUGUACAAAACAUCCACAUAGUAUUAGGCAACGAAUCAUGUGACAUUGAUUCCAGCGUGUCUGCAGUUCUUAUAGCAAACUAUUAUAAUACCUUCAGACCAGAUUUUAUACCUGCCGAUGCAUUAGUAGUACCUGUACAGAAUGUUUCCAAAGAAGGCUUUCUAUACCGUAAUGACGUUUGCUAUUUGUAUAACGAAAUUGAAUUACCUUUAGAUGUUUUAGUUUAUAGAGACCAGAUAAACUUUGAAGAUCUAGUAAAAACCAAAAAGGUGACUGCCACUCUGGUAGACCAUCAUGUUUUAACAGAAAAAGACAAAAUAUUGGAGGAGGCAGUGAUACAAGUUUUAGAUCACAGACCCAAAGAUCCGCAUUGUUGUUGGGAUUAUUCUAGAGUGAAAGUUAGGAUCGAUAAUGUUGGAUCUUGUUGCACUCUCGUGGCUGAUACGAUAUUUACCGGAGUACCCGUACCCUCAUUACCAAUAAGCGUUCAAGAUUUUCUAAAACUAGAUGGUCUGGAAAAUGGUUAUAAAGCGUUAGAACGUUUUGCAACUGAGUCAAAGGCAGUUUGUGUUGUUUUAAAGGGUGCAAACGCUGAAAACUCAGAAAUAGGGGUUUUCUACACGAAGGAAGGUGAGCAGCUAAAAGAGAAAAUUGUGCACAUGCUUCUAAACAGCAAUCAAUACAAAGGUUAUGAUUUUGAAUUUACUGAACUCAAAACGGAAUUUAAAAAUGUAGUUUUACUGAACCAGGGAAAUCGAGAAUUGACCAGGAAGCAGAUAGUACCAUUGAUAAAAGAUGCUGUGAUAGGUGAAAACUCUGUAUUAGAAUAA